Molecule: messenger RNA, 1454 nt
Organism: Medicago truncatula (barrel medic)
Lineage: Eukaryota; Viridiplantae; Streptophyta; Magnoliopsida; Fabales; Fabaceae
Product: 50S ribosomal protein L21, mitochondrial
Exons: 7
Coding region: 160-1062 (300 amino acids)
Biological process (GO): translation
Cellular component (GO): ribosome
Molecular function (GO): RNA binding; structural constituent of ribosome
Source: RefSeq, a predicted model, not a curated record
AAACCCAUUUCAUUUCAUCAGAAACAACUAAAACCCUAAAAAACAACAAAGCUGAGUGUAGCUCCGUCAGAUCAAAGCAGCUUUGGAGUCUCAACGCAGCCGGAGUUACUCGUCCGCCGCGGUCAGAAACAGUAAGGAGAUAUAAUUUUUUAUUUGAAAAUGAUCUUCCGCCUGUUUGGUUUAUUCACCAUGCACACCCCUAUUCGGAGGUGCCUGCAAGCGUUAACCCGGCAAUCACAACCAACAUUAUCUCUCUUUAAAGACCCGUUAUCUCUCCGCUUACUCUCUUCGGCUGCUUUGCUCAAUCAUAACAUUUCAUCGCCCCUUCUUCCCAUUUUCACCAAUUCCAAACCCACAUCUGCUUUUGGACAAUGGCACCACGGACGCUAUUUCUCUUCUUCCAAACAAGACGAUCACAUCAAAGAAGGCGGUACACAUGAAAUAGAAGAUGAAGAUGACGACAGCGACGGCGAUGACGAUGACGAUGAUGAUGAUUAUGAUGAAGAGGAGGGAGAUUAUGAAGAUGAAGAUGAUGAUACUGUUGCAGUAUCAAGUAGGAAAAAGGUGUACACAGAAGAGGAGAAGGAAGCAGAAGCAGAAGCUAUUGGAUACAAAGUGGUGGGGCCCUUGCAAAAGAACGACAACGUUUUUAAGCCAUAUGAGCCCGCUUUUGCAGUUGUUCAGAUUGGAUCACAUCAAUUUAAAGUGAGCAAUGGGGACAGCAUUUUCACUGAAAGAUUGAAAUUUUGCGAAGUGAAUGAUAAGUUGAUUCUGAAUAAAGUUCUGUUGCUUGGAUCCCCUAGUCAGACAAUUGUUGGCAGACCCAUAGUGCCGGAUGGAGCUGUUCAUGCUGUUGUUGAGGAGCAUGCACUAGAUGCAAAGGUGAUUAUUUUCAAGAAAAAGAGAAGGAAGAAUUACCGAAGAACCAAAGGGCAUCGUCAGGAGUUGACAAAGUUAAGGAUAACCAAUAUCGAAGGAGUUGAGAAACCUCUUAAUGAAUUGGUUGAAAAGCCUUCAAAAUCUGCCAAGAAGGAACGGGAAAAGGUUGCAGUUAGUGCUUAAAAAGGAUGUACUGGCUAUUGCCGGCAAUUGCUAUAUUUAUGUCUCAAAUGAGUUUUCGACAGUUGGGUGGUAUGAAAUGGGAAUGAUUGUACUAGCGAGAUGCUCCAUUUUCAUGGGAGAAUUCUUAGUAGAUGGAAAAGUAAUCAGCCAUUCACUUGGUAAGGUUUUGUAGGAAUGACUUCAAAAAAAAAAAAUCCUUUUCUCUUCGUAAUGCAGGAUUUAGUGCUUUAGUAUUUAAGCAUAAAUCCGUUUAUUCUUAAAUAAGGUUUCAAGAUCUCAAAAGAUCAAUGUUUAUUCUUGAUUGAAACAUGAAACUAUAUCAUGCACUGUACCGAUUUCUUCUGACAGAAAUGAAAGUACACAGAUUUCAUUAAGGAGAAAAACGAUCCUAA